Geosmithia morbida is the source of this 1293-nucleotide messenger RNA. Its product is annotated as Acyltransferase family. Gene Ontology annotation, cellular component: membrane. Gene Ontology annotation, biological process: polysaccharide biosynthetic process. Bases 1 to 1293 code for a protein of 430 amino acids. Lineage: Eukaryota; Fungi; Ascomycota; Sordariomycetes; Hypocreales; Bionectriaceae. The transcript is spliced from 2 exons. Gene Ontology annotation, molecular function: acyltransferase activity, transferring groups other than amino-acyl groups. The record is from RefSeq and is a predicted model, not a curated record.
AUGGGGAGUGUGUGGGGAGGCCUUCGCGGUGUCGCCUCUUCCCUCGUCGUCGUCAAGCACAUCGUGGCCGCCUGGUUCACCCCGCUGCUAUGGCCUUCCAACUCGGAGGAUGACGCCCCCGUCCUCCUCCAGCUCCCCUACUUCCGCGUCUUCGUCCAGGGCCGCAUCGGCGUCGCCAUCUUCUGUCUCGUCACCGGCUACGUCUGCUCGCUCAAGCCCGUCAAGCUCUUCCUCCAGGGCAACCAGAACCAGGCCUACAACUCGAUGGCCAAGUCGGCCAUCCGCCGCGUGCCUCGCCUCUUCCUCCCCGUCGCCAUCAUAAUCUUCAUCAGCGGUAUCGCCACCCAGCUCGGUGCCUUCGAGACGGCCAACCACUCGGACGGCUACGGUCUGCAGGUCACCAGCCCCGACCGCCGCGACAACCUCUUUGCCGCCCUCUACAACAUGGCCCACGACCUCCUGUCCGUCUGGACGCACGGCCGCAGCGAGUACGGCUCCGAGCUCUGGACCAUGAUGCCCAUCCUGAAGGGUGCCUUCUGGGCCUACGUCUUCCUGCUCACCACCUCCCACGUCCAGCAGCGCUGGCGCAUGGUCAUUGCCCUGACCCUCACACUAUACCGCUGGGCUUCCAACGACCCCUUCUUCGGCAUGCAAUUCUUCUUUGGCGCCUUCAUGGCCGACCUGCAGAACCUCGACCCCGACUCCUUCAAGCGUGCCCAGGCCAUGUCGGCCUCCGGCGGCAUCAUCCGCACCGUCAUGUCCGUCUUCUUCCUCCUCGUCGGCCUCUUCAUCGCCUCGCUCCCCGACGACCACUCUGACUGGCAGCCUUGGUCCCGCUUCCUCCACGAGUUCCUGGCCGCCAUCCUCCCGGAGAACCCCGACUUCCCCCGCUUCGCCUCGGGCAUCGGACUGGACGUCAUCGUCAUCGGCCUCCACCUCUCCCCCACCGCCCGCUCCAUCCUGUCCAACCGCUUCUUCCUCUGGCUCGGCCGCAUGUCCUUUGCCGUCUACCUACUCCACAACCAGAUCCUCCGCUCCGUCCUCUGCUGGAUGGUCUACGGCUUCGACCUCCCCGCCGAGGGUGAGCCCCCUCUGACCCUGGGCAGCCCCGUCAAGCUCUUCAUCGUCCUCCCCCUCUACGUCGCCAUGACGUACGGCUCCGCCCACCUGUGGACCACGUACGUCGACAGCUUCUGCGCCCGCAUAUCGGAGCGCAUCGUCUCCUUUAUCAAGGAGGACCCUGAUGAGAAGUCGGCUGGUCCCGCUCUGCUGCCUCAACAUGGCAGCUCUUAG